UUGGUCUAUAAUCUUGGAGCAUCAAAACAACACGCUCCGUAUAAACGCAACUCCUCUUUUUUCUCUAUAAAUACAAACAAAACCACAUUUACUUUACAAUUAAGUUCUUCUAUUUCAGAACAAAAAAAACAAACACGUAUCUAGAAAACAGGGGCGACCCAGACCUUAAAGAACACACUACACAACCAUGGCCAACAACCUGAAUGUUCUUGUUUUUGUUCUUCUUGCAGUAGCAAAUCUUCUCCAUGGUUCGUUAGCUCAAACACGACACGUGGUUGGUGAUACCACAGGCUGGACUAUUCCAAACAAUGGUGCUUCAUUCUAUGUCAACUGGGCUUCCAAAAAUACCUUCUUAGUGGGCGAUACUCUUGUGUUUAAUUUUCCAACCGGACAACACGAUGUUGCUAAGGUAACAAAAUCAGCUUUCGACGGUUGCAGUGGAGCGAACACUCUUUCUAUGUUAACAAACGGUCCAGCUACGGUGACUCUCAACGAAACGGGACAACAAUAUUUCAUUUGUACCGUUGGACCUCACUGUUCUCUUGGUCAGAAAGUGUCUAUUAACGUUGUUAAAGCUUCAACUUCACCUGUUUCUGCUCCUAAACCCAGUGCUUCUUCUCCACCAAAACAAGCACCAGUACAAGCACCAGCACCAACCACAGCCACAACCGCUUCACCUUCUCCAGCACCAACCAUCACUGCUUCACCAUCUCCAGCUCCUGUUACUGGACCUGUUACUUACACAGUCGGUGACACGUUAGGUUGGACUAUUCCCUCUAACGGUGCUGCUGCUUAUACAGCUUGGGCUUCUCGCAAGUCUUUCAAAGUUGGAGACAUUCUUGUUUUUAAUUUUCCAUUGAAGGCACACAACGUGGAAGAGGUGACAAAGGAAAAAUAUGGUUCUUGCAGCUCAUCUUCUCCGAUUGCCACUUUUAGCAAUCCACCCGUGAGAGUCACACUUAACAAAACUGGUACUCAUUACUUCAUCUGUGGUGUUCCCGGACACUGCUCUGCUGGCCAAAAGCUUUCCGUCAAUGUUGGUGGUGGCAGCAGCAGCAGCCCCGCCUCGUCACCUUCUCCGUCCGCCUCAUCACCUUCUCCAUCAGCAUCAUCACCAUCACCUUCUCCGUCAGCAUCAUCACCUUCUCCUGCCGCCGAUGCCACUCCACCUUCCUCCUCUGGUUCUCCUCCACCGUCUUCUACCGUUACCCCUUCUUCUCUGUCUCCAGGUGGUUCUGUCAGCCCUCCUCCUGAGAACUCAGGUGCCGCUUCUCUUGGAGUUGCUGGAUUAUUUGUCGCAAUUCUCUCCGUUGCCGCAUCAUUUUUCUGUUAAGAGAUAUGAGAUGAGAUCCUAGUUAGGAGGAUUAAUUGUUUUUGAUUUUGAUUUGUUGGUGUACGUGAUUCUUUGUGUUUCUUUUGGCAUUGUGUUUUUUUUUGGACACUUUUACAAUGUUGUUACUUUCUGUUAUUCUGCUACAAUUUUGGUUUUACAUUUUAUUUUUAUUUUUUAUGAGAAUAAUAGGUGGUGUACGGUUGUGUUAAUAUACUAAUAAAUAAAUAAAUACUUGUUUUUGAAAUAAA
Lathyrus oleraceus (garden pea) is the source of this 1581-nucleotide messenger RNA. RefSeq names its product uclacyanin 1. The record is from RefSeq and is a predicted model, not a curated record. Gene Ontology annotation, cellular component: plasma membrane. Lineage: Eukaryota; Viridiplantae; Streptophyta; Magnoliopsida; Fabales; Fabaceae. Bases 188 to 1333 code for a protein of 381 amino acids. The transcript is spliced from 3 exons. Gene Ontology annotation, molecular function: electron transfer activity.